Messenger RNA from Caenorhabditis remanei, 1422 nucleotides. RefSeq lists its product as uncharacterized. Lineage: Eukaryota; Metazoa; Nematoda; Chromadorea; Rhabditida; Rhabditidae. The record is from RefSeq and is a predicted model, not a curated record. The transcript is spliced from 5 exons. The coding region runs from base 1 to 1422 and encodes 473 amino acids.
AUGGAACGGCCUGCCAGAGGCAGACGAGGACGUGGUGCAGCUGCUAGACAAAACCCAAUUAAUCCGAGAAACCGAAAAAUUGCUAACAAAAGAAUCAAAGAAGAGCCACAAGAUGAUUUUGGUCACACGCCGCAACCAUACAUGACUCCUGCGCAAUUCUUGCGCCAGACGCCCAACUCUUUACAACUCUUGGCUAGUCAACAUGGAUUCCGUGGAGUCACUAUUAAGCAAGAACCGGGAGUUGUGGGAAAUCAGGGGCUGACACUGAAAGAUAUUGUCCUUCAGUUUCACCAGUUGCAACAAAACCGAUCUACUAUUCAGGGUAAUUAUCGGAUCAAAACCGAGCCUCUAGAGGGAGUACAAAUCAAGCAAGAGAUAGCUGAGCAUUCAUUCCUCAAUCAGGUGCCCAGAGAGAUUGUUUAUCGUACACGCGCACAGGAACCAACCAUGGUUGGGAUGAUGGCUGGUCGGGAGUACUUGAUUCCGGAAGCACUCAGAGAAAUUCAUUCACCAACAUGGGAUGGGAUGCCAGACAGUGUCAAGUCUCACCUUUUUGGGUACUUGAAUUUGACUGACAAAUGCAUCAUACGUCAAGUGUCUCAAAACGACGCCAGAAUCAUCGACUCCGAGCCUCUCUGCUGCACCACACUGGAUAUCAUUGUCUCUGCUACCUCAUGUAGUGUCAGAGUGUCGGAAGUGUUGACGCCGAGCUACACGAUUCCAUGGAGACGUCUAGUUUUUAACACUGUCUCAAUUCUGAUGAACCCGAAUGUGAACAUUCAGCAGUUGAACUUGUCAUGCGCUCGAGAUGGCUUCGGGCAACUCAAGAAGGUCAUUCGUGGGUUGCAACAUUUUGGUGUGGAGAGACUGACAAUCAAGGUUAAGCACGUGAAUAUCUUCUCACCAAGCAUAAAUGAAAUCAGAAGCGUUCACGACCUUGUGGAGUUUAUGGAUUAUUUGGGACUUCAAAGUCUGGAGAAGAUCACAAUUAACGCCAAGAUGGCUCACAGCCGGCUCCAAGAAAUUUCACAUAGUAUUCAUUUCAAGGUUUGCAACAGCAUCGAGAUUUAUACCAAACAGUUGUUUGCUUUCAACAAUAUUAUGGAGGAUUGGAUUGGCACUGAACUGAAAAUUUUCAAUAUUCAAGGAAGUUUCAUGUUCACAAAGGAAUGCUACAGUUUCAUCAAUGGUUUCAAACUAAAGCCUUUGAAUUCUUACUAUGAAAUUCGUUCGGGAAACCAAAGAGGACCGAGCAAGAGCAGAACCGCGGAUUACACUGUUACUCCAACGGAGAACAUGCUGCAGAGAGUUCACGUCUACGCGGCCUCAGAUUUUGUUACUGGAAUUGUUGUGAGAGUGGAUGCUGAUAGCUGGGAACAAGCGGAGUCGCACGAUUCCUCAUCCGAUAUUGAUAUGAAGUGA